GUCAAGAACACAAGUGUUCUUUGCUGCUUUAAAUUGUCCCAUAAAGUUUGUCCUUGCCACAUACCGUAGUUGGGGCACCACCGCGCUGCUGUUGGAGAAAGGUGAGCCCUCAGCGGAAAACAAACUACAUAACAACAUUAAGUUAUCGUAGCGCCAUACGUAGUGAGGAAUUAUGGGCAACACAAGUGACAGGGUGGCUGGAGAUCGCCAUGGAGCCAAGGCCCACCGCUCAGACAGCAGCGGCAGUCACAAAGACCAAGAACCCAGCUGUAAGAUGGUGGACAGCACAGAUGAUCCCAACAUCUUCAACACCCAUGGGCCAGAUUCCAAGACAUUAGGAGAGAAAGAAUUCACCCCAGACCUGGAUGACCUGGUGAAAACUACUCCUCAGGCUCGGCCCACGGUCAUCCGCUGGGCCGGAGGGGGAAAGGAGGUCUACAUAGCUGGUUCUUUUAAUAACUGGAACACAAAGAUACCACUAAAUAAGAGCCAUAAUGACUUUGUAGCGAUCUUGGACCUACCAGAAGGAGAGCACCAGUACAAGUUUUUUGUUGAUGGACAGUGGGUCCACGAUCCCUCAGAGCCAGUUGUAACCAGCCAGCUUGGCACAAUCAACAACUUGAUCCAGGUGAAGAAGUCAGACUUUGAGGUGUUUGACGCCCUGCAGGUUGACUCUCUGGAGUGCUCAGACACAUCAGAUCUUUCCAGCUCCCCUACAGGUCCAUAUGGGCAGGAGCAGUACAUCUUCAGACCUGAGGAGCAUUUCAAAGCCCCACCUAUACUCCCCCCUCACCUCCUUCAAGUUAUUCUCAACAAGGACACCAAUAUAUCAUGUGACCCUGCCCUGCUGCCUGAACCCAACCAUGUCAUGCUAAACCACCUUUACGCUCUUUCGAUAAAGGAUGAGCCCACUUCCCAAUGAGGAAUGGUGGUCAAAGGUCGAUGUUUAGUUCUGCUGUUGCCUUUAUCUUGACAUAAUUUUGUGAGCACUUUACCAUCCUGUGAGCAGGAAUGUUAAUAUAAGCUUUUAACUAUGCAGCAGACAACUCUUGUACUGUGGCUUCUCUGAACUAUAAAACCCCUAUUGUUUUAGAUAUGAUGAACUUGCAGUGCUUUAAAAUGUGUGUGCAUCUGUAUUGAGUUCUGUUUAUGUAAUAGGAAUGUACUGUAUCUGUUACAUGUAUAGUCAUACACUCAAACAGUUUCAACAUUGCUGCUUUGCAUGUAUUGAAUGUGUGCAACAUGCGAGGCCAUGACACAUUGACAGAGUGUGGUACACAUCCAAAGGCAGGCUGGCCGCACACACACCAAUUUACAGGGCUAUAGUUGCCGUGGAUUUAAAGGUUGUACAUAGUUUGUUCAUGUGUGUUCUUUACAAUGUAACCAUUUAAGCAAAUCUGUAUUUUGAGGUAAGGUGGCAAUGAAAUAAAUUUUUAUUCUCACAUGUAAGUCCCACUGUUUAAUCAGCUGCACUUACAGUACAAUGUAUACCCACAGUUGAUUUAUAAAAGGAGCUUUCAUAAAUCAACCAGACGCGCUGAAAGUAUUUUGUAAAUGUCGAGCCUAGCCACGAAGUUUUGUCCAAAGGGUUUUUAGGACUUACACAUAUGAUAAGGGAGUAUAGACAAGCGCCAUGGACAUGUUUAAAGGUGUCAAACCAAAACUUGAAUUUUACAACCAUUUCAUGAAUGUUUUAAAGUGCUUUGCAGAACCAGUGUGAUGAUGGACUGUCACUGUACAAGGUUUUGCUUGUUUGCAAAUAAAGAGAGGACACGGUCCUAA
Messenger RNA from Micropterus dolomieu (smallmouth bass), 1782 nucleotides. RefSeq names its product protein kinase, AMP-activated, beta 2 non-catalytic subunit (gene prkab2). The record is from RefSeq and is a predicted model, not a curated record. The transcript is spliced from 8 exons. Gene Ontology annotation, molecular function: protein kinase binding. Gene Ontology annotation, biological process: signal transduction. Gene Ontology annotation, cellular component: cytoplasm; nucleus; nucleotide-activated protein kinase complex. NCBI's taxonomy places the organism in Eukaryota, Metazoa, Chordata, Actinopteri, Centrarchiformes, Centrarchidae. The coding region runs from base 173 to 922 and encodes 249 amino acids.